AUGAUAAAAACAAAGGUUUCGAGGGGGCAGAGCCUAACCUCGGAGGAAGAUGUACGCUUAGUUCCACAGCUUCCUCUCCACCAAGCACAAAAUCAGCUACCAUACGCACCACUCACGGCGCCAACACCCCCCAAAUUGCCUCCAAACGAGCCACUACCACAAGACUCCACAAAAUGGGUGGCAAAAAAAAAAAAAGAAGAACUUACCCCGUCGAUAGCCUCCUUGUUCCGCACGCCUGGAGACCCACAGAGGCCUACCCACUCCAAUCACGCGGGCAACCAAGGUACUGACUCCAAGGGGACCGACCCCACAUCAAACCCCUCGGCCCCCCUCACCAUCGGGAGCCUCCGCAACAUGCUGAAAGAAGCCACGUCGGACAUUAAAUGCUACGUGGCAGAGGAGAUCAGCAAAAACCUAGCAGGCCUCAGAGCAGACGUGAAGGCACUUAACUCUGGCACCGACCAGACGGAGGUACGUAUCAAAACACUGACAGCUGCCUCCACUUCACAGUCCCAAGAAAUCUCCUACCUCCACGGCCGCCUGACUGCCAUGGAGGACAGCCUGGAGGACCUUAAUAACAGGUCAUGGAGGAAUAAUAUCCGGCUCUGCGGCCUACCCGAAGCAGUCCAGCCAGAGGCCCUGAUCACCACCCUGAAAAGUAUCUUCUCUGCAAUGGCGCCCGAACUGCCGCUAACACUCCUGGAAAUGGACCGGGCCCAUAGGGCACUGCGCCCCCCUAACCUGAAUCUCUCUACCCCAAGAGACGUUAUAAUUCGCCUCCACUACUUUCAAACUAAGGAAAAACUAAUGCAACUAGCCAGAGACCGCCCUCCCAAAUAUAAAGAUACCAGCCUAACCUUCUUUCAGGACUUGGCCCCAACCACAUUAAAGAAGAGAAGAGAUUUAAAACCCCUCACCUUGGCCCUCCACCUAACCCCGAUCACCUAA
This is a messenger RNA of Pelobates cultripes (western spadefoot toad), 948 nucleotides long. The record is from the annotation of a GenBank genome assembly. Lineage: Eukaryota; Metazoa; Chordata; Amphibia; Anura; Pelobatidae.